CUGACAUCAGCCUCCUGAGAGUUUUUGAGCUCAAACCUUUUGUCGGCAUAUCCUUUUGCAAACGCUGACUGGUGAACAACAUGGGUGACUGGGACUUGCUUGGCCGGUUGCUGGACAAAGUGCAGUCCCAUUCAACGGUCAUAGGGAAGAUAUGGCUGACCGUCCUGUUUGUGUUCAGGAUCCUGGUCCUUGGGGCCGGUGCAGAGAAAGUAUGGGGGGACGAGCAGUCAGACUUUGUCUGUAACACCGAGCAGCCGGGAUGUGAGAACGUGUGCUAUGACCACGCCUUCCCCAUCUCACACAUCCGCUUCUGGGUGCUUCAGAUCAUCUCCGUCUCCACCCCAACCUUGGUGUACCUGGGACAUGUCCUCCACGUCAUCCACACAGAAAAGAAGGUCAGGAAGAAGAUGAUGAAGAGCCAAGUACAGGAUGAGCAGGCCAGUAACUUCCUUAAGAAGGCCUACAAAGUCCCUAAGUACAGCAAUGACAAUGGAAAGAUUAACCUGCGUGGCCGUUUGCUGCACAGUUAUGUAGCACACCUACUGGCAAAGAUCUUACUAGAGGUGGGGUUUAUCGGGGGUCAGUACUACCUGUAUGGCUUCACCCUCCAGGCCUGCUAUGUCUGCAGUCACCUGCCAUGCCCUCACAAGGUGGACUGCUUCCUCUCCAGACCUACAGAGAAGACUGUGUUCAUCUGGUUCAUGCUGGUGGUAGCCUGUGUGUCUCUGCUCCUCAACCUCAUUGAGCUCUUCUACCUGUUUGUGAAAUCAGUCCAAGAGUGUCUGGAUCGAAGGCAGGACUACACGGUGACACCUGUCACCCCUGUCUUGGAGAGGAAGGCCUUCGAGAACAGAGACCAGAUUAUGCAGAACUGGGUCAAUUUAGAGUUGGAGCUGCAGGGAAGGAAGUUGGUCAGUGGAGUGGCAAAGAGUGUGGCUUCGGAAGACAACACUGCAAACAUGGGGGAGGUUCACAUCUGAGGUGUCAGCUUUUGUACACAGAUGAUUUUCUCAUAACAUGCAUCCAUACUAGGGUGAAGUUGUACCAGGCUAGAGCUCUAUGUAAAAGUAUGUAA
This is a messenger RNA of Esox lucius (northern pike), 1075 nucleotides long. RefSeq names its product connexin 34.5 (gene gja11). Gene Ontology annotation, biological process: cell communication. Gene Ontology annotation, cellular component: connexin complex. NCBI's taxonomy places the organism in Eukaryota, Metazoa, Chordata, Actinopteri, Esociformes, Esocidae. The transcript is spliced from 2 exons. The coding region runs from base 81 to 980 and encodes 299 amino acids. The record is from RefSeq and is a predicted model, not a curated record.